AUGAUGUCUGUGCUUUUCAAACUGACGAUGUUGAAGGAUAAACAGAAGAAACCGGAACACCAAAUGAUGGAAAUGUGUCAAAUAAUGGCGAAAUGCUACAAAGAAAGUAGCGAAACGUGUCAACACGACUUGCGGGAUUCAAUGAAGAAAAAGAUCAAUGCCUGCAAACUUGUGAAGCUGAUUCAAAAAGAUUUCCGAGAUUGUUUUGAUUCGAUGAAAAAUAGCAAUUGUCCUGAAGCAUUUUCAGACAUCUCGCUUGAUAACCCAUUGACAUGUGAGAAUGUGUUUGGCAAACAACCAUGCCUUAAGGAUGAGAUGAUCCAAUAUUGUAGCCAAGAGACCUGGGAGCAAUUCAAGAAAGCCGCCGAAUCCAUAAUUGGAGAAAAUGUCAAAUGUGAUUGA
Molecule: messenger RNA, 402 nt
Organism: Caenorhabditis bovis
Lineage: Eukaryota; Metazoa; Nematoda; Chromadorea; Rhabditida; Rhabditidae
Source: the annotation of a GenBank genome assembly